AGCGUGCAGGCUGCGAGGCUGCUGCCCCAAGAAAGCAAAGAUUCCUGUAAGGAGGUUUUGAGGUCUCACCUGCCACAAUGACGGACAGAAGCCCCUUUGAGACAGACAUGCUCACCCUGACCCGCUACGUUAUGGAAAAAGGGCGGCAGGCCAAAGGGACUGGGGAACUCACACAGCUGCUCAACUCCAUGCUGACUGCCAUCAAAGCCAUCUCCUCGGCUGUGCGCAAGGCUGGCCUGGCUAAUCUGUACGGAAUUGCAGGGAGCGUGAACGUGACUGGAGACGAAGUGAAGAAACUGGACGUGCUAUCCAAUUCCCUGGUCAUCAACAUGCUCCAGUCCUCCUACAGCACCUGUGUUCUAGUCUCCGAAGAGAAUAAAGAGGCAAUCAUCACAGCCAAGGAGAAGAGGGGGAAGUAUGUGGUUUGCUUUGAUCCCCUUGAUGGAUCUUCGAACAUUGACUGCCUGGCCUCCAUCGGAACCAUAUUUGCGAUCUACAGAAAGACCACAGAGGAUGAGCCUUCUGAGAAGGAUGCCCUGCAGCCUGGCCGCAAUAUUGUGGCUGCUGGUUAUGCGCUCUAUGGCAGUGCAACCCUGGUGGCUCUUUCCACAGGGCAAGGAGUGGAUCUCUUCAUGCUGGACCCGGCUCUUGGAGAAUUUGUGCUGGUGGAAAAAGACAUCAGGAUUAAGAAGAAAGGGAAAAUUUUUAGCCUCAAUGAGGGUUAUGCCAAGUAUUUUGAUGCGGCCACAACUGAGUACGUGCAGAAGAAGAAAUUUCCCGAGGAUGGCAGUGCACCUUACGGGGCCAGGUAUGUGGGCUCCAUGGUGGCUGAUGUGCAUCGCACCCUGGUGUAUGGAGGAAUCUUUAUGUACCCAGCCAACCAGAAAAGUCCUAAGGGCAAGCUCCGGCUCCUGUAUGAAUGCAACCCCGUGGCCUAUAUUAUUGAGCAGGCAGGAGGCAUGGCAACCACAGGCACCCAGCCUGUCCUGGAUGUGAAGCCUGAGAGUAUUCACCAGAGAGUCCCCCUCAUUUUGGGAUCCCCAGAGGAUGUGCAAGAGUACCUCGCCUGUGUGCAGAGAAACCAGGCAGGCAAGUCGUGAGCCCGAACUCAUGAGUCCACUUCUAUUGGCCUUGCACUUCAUUGUAUGAAGGGUUAGA
Molecule: messenger RNA, 1158 nt
Organism: Arvicola amphibius (Eurasian water vole)
Lineage: Eukaryota; Metazoa; Chordata; Mammalia; Rodentia; Cricetidae
Gene: Fbp2
Product: fructose-bisphosphatase 2
Exons: 7
Coding region: 78-1100 (340 amino acids)
Biological process (GO): fructose 1,6-bisphosphate metabolic process; fructose metabolic process; sucrose biosynthetic process
Cellular component (GO): cytosol; cytoplasm
Molecular function (GO): fructose 1,6-bisphosphate 1-phosphatase activity
Source: RefSeq, a predicted model, not a curated record